This is a messenger RNA of Penicillium chermesinum, 843 nucleotides long. RefSeq lists its product as uncharacterized. The transcript has a single exon. NCBI's taxonomy places the organism in Eukaryota, Fungi, Ascomycota, Eurotiomycetes, Eurotiales, Aspergillaceae. The record is from RefSeq and is a predicted model, not a curated record. Bases 1 to 843 code for a protein of 280 amino acids.
AUGGUUUAUCCGGCUGGCAUUCAGCAGCCCAAACCGAAGCUCGCGCGAUCUCUUCACCAUAGACUUCUUACCCCACCACUCGACAUCUGGAACCUCUCGCCCGAACAGCGCCAAUCCCUCCAAACCGCGCUUCUAGAAUGCUGCUGGUGCACACUCUCCUUCAUGCGGCGCUGCCAACGUGACUACAUGUACCAUGUCAUCCGCCAUCAACGCAGCCAGCUCCAGCUCCGCUUCGACCCGGACGCCGAAGCCCAGCUCGCGCAUCUAGACCCCUUCUUCACCGGCCUCUCGCACGCCGACCGCCCAAGCAACAGCAAGGGCGACGUGAUCAUCCCCUCGCGUGCCCCGGACGGCAGCCGCCGUAAACUCGCUCUCUGGUUCCACCGCGGCGCAGUGCAGAUCCGGCCCCCGCGCGAGAUCUUCAUCGAAGACGACGUCUUCCGGCUGCCCUGCUCCAGCGCCAUAGCGCCCGGCCGCAUUCCGAACAAGCUCCUCCGAGAGCCGUGGACGAAUGACAAGCUCGAGUUCCUGGAGCUGCUUUCGGCGGACUUUUAUUUGCCGGAGGCGGAGGGGCUGCGCGAAAAUAUCUUGGCCAAGAUGAUUCGCAAGCGCCAGAUUUCGCCCUUUCGGAGGCUGAUGCGGAUGAAGUUUCGGACGGCAGAGUGUCGGGUUCCUCAGGGUUGGCCGGUGCCGAAAUUAAUCUACCCGCUUGUGCGGAAGUAUGGGGAUGGGCCGGGGAUGGGAGAUCCGUUUGCGCUUUUCUUGCUGGAUGAGCGGUGGGAGGAUAUUGCAGAGGCUGCGAAGGAUAAGUUGAUUCAAUAUGUCAAUGUUGAAUAUGGCUAG